GGAAGCUCCCCUGGCAGUGUAGUAAGAGUGAAGCGCCUCCUGUGCUAUUUCCCCUCCUCUCCAUCCCUUUACGCCGAACCAGAACCAUUCAUCUCUCCCCUCCUUCAGGCUUCACAUCCGGGUCAUCCGCCAGGAUCUGUCUCUUACGUCUGUGUGUCUGACAGAGUGAUAAUUAUUUCAGUCCGCUGCCGUGCUGUACUGCAGCUCUCUGCCCGACUGCGCGGCUCGCAGAGCGGACACUGCGCCAGCGUGCACCGGUGAUGAUGGAGCCACGAGCGCCGUGAAGCUGCAGCCGCUCGCACAAAAGGCAGAGAUGAGACGGUAGGAGGCUUUUGCAGGGGCUAGCCCGCGGUGAUUAACUCGCCCUAACGAUGUCGAAGAGCCUCAAGAAGAAAAACCACUGGACCAACAAAGUCCACGAAGCGGUGAUAACCCGGGGGAAAGAAGGCGAGCUGGGGUUCGAGCUGAAGGGGGGCGCGGAGAACGGCCAGUUCCCCUACUUCGGCGAGGUGAAGCAGGGGAAGGGGCUGAUCCAGAGCGGCAAACUGGCCCAGGAUGAACUGCUGCUGGAGGUCAACGACAUGCCAGUAGCCGGGCUCACUACCCGGGACGUGCUGGCCGUGAUCAAACACUGCAAAGACCCGGUCCGCUUCAAAUGUGUCAAGCAAGGGGGGGUGGUUGACAAGGAUUUGCGGCACUACCUCAACCUGCGCUUCUCCAAGGGCUCAGUGGACCACGACCACCAGCAAAUCAUCAGAGACAACCUCUACCUCCGCACUGUUCCCUGUACCACCAGGCAACCUAAGGAGGGGGAGGUGCCAGGGGUGGACUACAACUUUGUGAGUGUGGAGCGUUUUAUGGAAUUGGAGCAAAGUGGAGCCCUGCUAGAGAGUGGAACCUAUGAAGAUAACUUCUACGGCACACCGAAACCUCCAGCCGAGCCGUCCCCGGCAGCCCCUCCUCUGAAUGUGAGUGAGGCCCUGCUGCCCGGAGCCCGGCCAAGCGCCCAGGGCAAGAGAAAGAGGAACCAGUCAGUCAGCAACAUGGAGCAGCGCGCCAGUCUGGAGCCGCCUGAGGAGGAGGAAGAGGAGAGCCCAGUUGUCAAUGGCAACGGGGUGGCCAUCACACCAGAGUCCAGUGAACAUGAGGACAAGAGCACAGAUGCCUCUGGGGAGGUUGCUGUUGAAGCGUCAAUCCAGGCCCCAGCAUCUGCUGAGCCUCCAACCGAAGGAGAGGAGGCCCCAAAAUCUCCCUGCAAGUCCCCAACCAAAGUUCUAGAUGCAGAUGAAGAAGAGCUGGGUCCCCUGCCUGAUAACUGGGAGAUGGCCUACACUGAGAAGGGGGAAGUUUACUUCAUAGAUCACAACACCAAAACGACAUCAUGGCUCGAUCCUCGGCUCGCAAAGAAAGCAAAGCCACCAGAAGAAUGCAGGGAAGACGCUUCCUGCAAGCUGAGUGCUAAACCAGAAAACCAAAACAUCUUGAAUUUUGCAAAAACCGGCAGAGGGAGCUCACAACAACAUGUUGUACAAGAGCUGCCCUACGGCUGGGAGAAGAUAGAUGACCCCAUCUACGGCAGCUACUACGUAGAUCACAUCAAUAGAAGGACUCAGUUUGAGAACCCGGUCCUGGAAGCCAAGAGACGCCUGGAGCAGCAGAGGCAGAUGCAGAGCCAGGGACUCUCUGCUCUACCGCUGCCUACAAUUUACAGAGAGAAGCCAUUGUUUACGAGGGACCCAACCCAGCUGAAGGGCACCUUCCUAUCGACAGCCCUGCAGAAGAGCAACAUGGGAUUUGGCUUUACAAUUAUAGGAGGCGACGAGCCCGACGAGUUCCUGCAAGUGAAGAGCGUAAUACCAGAUGGACCUGCUGCUCAGGAUGGAAAAAUGGACACAGGUGAUGUCAUCGUCUACAUUAAUGACAUUUGCGUGCUUGGCACGACGCACGCCGAUGUGGUCAAACUUUUCCAGUCUGUACCGAUCGGUCAGAGCGUGACCCUCGUGCUCUGUCGAGGGUAUCCCCUGCCCUUCGACCCCGAGGACCCAAGCGGUGCGGCCAGCGCUUCCCUGACGCCCAUUGGGCUGGAGCACCGCCCGCUGGUGGUGAAUGGUCGCGGCAGCUAUGACCCGUACCUGGAGUACCUGUCGCUGAGCUCCCAGCUUCCUGGUCAGGCUCUGGCCCAGGCCGGAGCUUCCCAUCCCGGAGACACACAUCUGGACGGCUCAUCCCUGCCGCCCACCACGCCCGGCUCGGCAUCGGCGCUCACACCUCACAAUGACAACGUGUCAAUGGCCUCUUCUGGGACUGGGGCUGUUGCCGGGGCAACAGCACAAGGGGCAGAGCUGCUAACAGUUACCAUGGUGAAAGGAGCAGAAGGAUUUGGGUUCACCAUCGCCGACAGUCCUACCGGUCAGCGAGUUAAACAGGUGCUAGACGCGGGCUCACAGGGAGCAUCGGGGCUGGUAGAAGGAGACCUGAUCCUGGAGGUAAACCAGCAGUCAGUGGCUGCAGCUGGACAUGGACGAGUGGUGGAGAUGCUCAAAGAGUGUCCUGUGGGAGCAGAAGCAACACUCCUCAUACAGAGAGGAGGAACAGGCCACAUCUCUCCAUGGAAGGCCUCCAAACAGUUACCUGACCAAUGGGAUCCACACAGCAGCCCUCAAGCAAAUCUGUCUGGUCCAGUAUUGCCGCCUGGUACGCCCUUCCCAAACCAGCCACAGCACCGCACUUCUGUGCCUGACUCCACCGAAGGCUUCGACCUUAACAAACCCGACCCGUAUGACCUUUAUGAGAAGUCGAGGGCCAUCUACGAGAGCAGACGCCCGGAGUACGAAGAGGUGGAGGUGCACCUGCUGAGGGAGAAGACUGGAUUCGGCUUCCGCAUCCUGGGGGGAGACGAGGCCGUGCAGGCUGUGAGUCCGGACGCCCGUGACAAGAUUGUCAUUGGCGCUAUAAUAGAGAACACUCCCGCUGAGCGCGACGGGCGGCUUCGACCCGGGGAUGAGCUCAUUUCUGUGGAUAAAAAUGUGGUUGCUGGGAAACCGCACAAAUACGUAAUAGACUUGAUGCACGCAGCCGCUCGCAAUGGUCAAGUCAGCUUGACUGUGAGAAGGAGAGUGCAAAUGCCUGGUGAACCGUGUCCCGUGAACGGCCGCAGCCCCGGCUCAGUGUCCACGCAGCACAGCUCUCCACGUAGCGACGCAGCUUCAGCUUCGGGCCCUCCAGUGGUCGCUGCCCCGGUUGCCACUUCGCCACCGGAGGGAUCUUCCCUGCAAACCAGCGAUGUGGUUAUUAACCGCAAGGAGAACGAGGGCUUCGGCUUUGUCAUCAUCAGCUCCCUGAACAGACCGGAAAAUGCCACCGUCAUCACUGUGCCCCAUAAAAUAGGACGCAUCAUCGAGGGCAGCCCGGCCGACAGAUGUGGGAAGCUGAAGGUGGGCGACCGGAUCCUGGCAGUGAACGGACAAUCCAUUAUCAGCAUGCCGCAUGCAGACAUCGUCAAGCUCAUUAAAGAUGCUGGACUAACAGUCACUCUGCACAUCAUACCAGAGGAGAGCUCCCAUUCUGGUCCUAGUUCAGAGAAGCAGAGCCCCAUGACCCAGAAACACAGCCCGCAGACCCAGCCCAGUCCUGUAGCCCAGACAAGCCAAGGAGGCACGCAGUCUGGCCAAAUGGUCGCUCAGCCAGGUCAAGCACCCGGACAGACACCAGUCCAACCCGGCCAGACACCAGCUCAGACAAACCAAGCGGUGACUGGUCCUCCUGCACCAGCAGGAACCCAGCAGAGCCCAGUCACGCAGCCAUCUGGCCCCCAUCCACAGCUCUACCUCCACGAUGGCAGGUCAGAGGUAAAAGCGAGACAGGAUGUCAAACCUGACUUCCGCCAUCCUCCAUUCACUGACUACCGGCAACCGCCGGUAGAUUACCGUCACCCACCAGUGACUGAUUAUCGGCAGCCACCAACACUGGACUACAGACACCCACCUGGUCUGCUGGAUUUUAGACAGCACCCUGCAGCUGCACAGUUCCCUCUAGGGAUCCCAGCUGACUUCAGACCACAGGUAGAGCUUGACCAAGAGCUGUCUGCUUAUGUUGACCGUACAUCCUUCAUUUGUAUGCAGGACUAUGAUUACUUUACAGUGGAGCUCGAGAAAAGCGCUAAAGGUUUUGGCUUCAGUAUUCGAGGAGGCAGAGAGUACAAGAUGGACCUGUUUGUGCUGCGCCUUGCAGAGGAUGGUCCUGCUAUACGAAAUGGAAGGAUGAGGGUUGGAGAUCAGAUCAUAGAGAUUAAUGGAGACAGCACCAGGGACAUGACUCACGCCCGCGCCAUUGAACUCAUCAAAGCGGGAGGCAGGCGGGUCAGGCUGCUGCUAAAGAGAGGCACAGGACAGGUGCCAGAAUAUGACUGUGCCGGCCCCUGGGAUUCCCUUUCUACAGCCCACUCUGCCCUGCAGGAAGUGACCCUGGAAGCUCACCUGAAUCCAUUGCUCUCAUCCCAUCCAUCGUCAGCCCCAGAUUCCCCUCAUCGGCUCCCUCUAGAGGCCACAGUGUGCAUGGCAGACAAAGCUCCAAAGCUGACAGACCACAGCUCCAUUAGAGGGGCUGCAGGUGGCAGGUCCACCGAGCAGAAAUGCAUCAUCAGGGGACAGGGAACUCCUCAGGGGUCGGGAGAGAUGGACUGUGGACCGGGCGACAGACAGCUUCGUGCUUUGCCUUCCAAAGCUAUUGUGGGAAAGUGCAUUGACAGAAGAGAGAGGCAAAGGGAGACUUGCUCCCCCUGCUGUAAGAGAAAGGAUCUGCAUACACAAGCGUUAAGCACUAUCUGGCCCUGGGACCCAUUUGCUGGUGUGAAUUUGAACGGAGCCUCUCAGGGCAGUGGAGAUGGACAUAUCAGCCUCCAGGAGAGGCUGGUGUCCCGAGGUCUGUUCUCCAGAGAAGAUGAGCGGGCCGGUGGCCACAUUGGGCUCUACUGCCCCUCCAAAAACGUGGAAGAUCCUCCAACAAGGAGUGCUGCUGCCUCCCCGAGGCCCUGGAAUGUCCCUGGGUCUGACAAACUGCCUGGCACCCUGAGGUCCUGGACCUCCACAGUAAGCAGGUAGAAGGGAUCUUACUGGUUUGGGCCGAGUCACACUGUAUGGCUCCUCAUUCGGUUCACCACUGGACCUUUCAGAGAACCAGUAGAUCUCCCUUGCCGCCUCUGUCUGCCCUGUUUUCAUCGCCAUCGACUUCUGAGAUCAUGUUUUAUAUUUCAGUUGUUGUUACAAGAUGAUUAUUACACCCACCACCUUAAAGACAAAGAAACUUACACAGCUAUUGUAACAUAUGGUCUAAACCUUUGGGGACCCUUUUAUGCGACUUCUGAUUUUCUGAUCACAGAUGGAGCAAUGACGCCCGACUCUGUGGAGUGGAGCUGUGCUUUCGAUACGUACCUUUAAAUGCUCGACUGUAUCUGGUUCAGACUGUUUAGUGCAGCGUGGGCUCACACAAGGAAGAGAAACAUAUGUAGAACCAGGAGAUUUCUGUUUUCUUGCCCUGUUUUCUCUGCGCAGUGGGAUGAACCAGACUACAGGUGUGUCAGAUGGAAGCAGUGACACUGAAACUCCUGGAACACACGGCACUGACCCCAACCACAGCCCAGUUAACCUGACAUAUAUUAAAUCGCACAUGCCUACCAAUAUAUCUCAUACUAUAAAUGUAAAGAUGUGAAAAAUAUGUACAUUUGGUAAACUCAGAAACAUACCUAUUGGUGUUUUUGAGGCAGUGUUGUAGUUAGACACAUUGUUUAAAAAAAACAAACAAACAAAAAAAGAAGCAGGACAGUAUUUUAGGAUCACUGUUUCCACGGCCUCGUCUAAAAACUACAUAUCAAAGACUGUGCGAGUCACCACACCCGGACCGCCGAGGCAGGCGGCGUUUGUGUGCAUGGAUAUACACCACCAUGUCUUUAGACAGGGACUCGUGUCUUUUAAAGGCAGAAAAUCGAGAUGUGGAGCAGACCGGUCGGCACUCAUGAGACGAAAAGGAUUUUUUUUCCCCACGAAAUUGAACAAAAUUGAACUUUUGUGUAACUGAGGACAGUUGGCUUAGUAAGAACUCAUGAUACUCUUCUGAGUUAUGUACACAACUUGAUCACAGUCAACCAUGCAGUCAUUGUGCAGAAUUAUAAGCUGUGUUGUAUUCAUUUUAAUGAUCAAAAGGAAAAAUUUGUCCAGUCUCUAUUUCCCAUUUCUAUGCCUUUAACUGUGCUAAGUGUACCACAUCACUGUGGGAGAGGGGCAUCGGUGCGGGGAAGAGGAGGCCGAUGGUUAUGAGGUGGGGCAGAGUGCCUUACUCGAACUAAUGCAGAGCUGUUGCCGUUGUGAAGUAUUUUGGGAACUGAAUGCAAAACAGAUAUCAGCGACCAUGCACACGCGUCAGCAAACCGCUGAGUUUCGUCGGACGCCAAGCAGUAUAUAUCUUGAUGCACUCGGCUGUAUAGCUUGUCAGUGUCAAUGAUUGCCCUUUGUCCCCUUGUGUUUUAAAGGGGAUAACAUGUAGCCUGUAGCAUCACAUCCUCUUCUUAGAGUCGUCUGGGAGUGUAGAGCUGUGAACGUCUAUGGAGACAGGGCUGUAUCAAAGAGGACCACGGUUUCUGUGUUUCAGCUUAACGUUAAGUUUGUAUUCUUGCCCGCAAAUGUCACAUCUGUGAAACAUACAUGCAUUUAAAUAUGACGUCACUGUCCUCCUGCAUUUCUCCAUUUCGAUAUCAUCAAUUUCUCUCAGCGGGAUGUGUGCUCUUUAUUAAAACUUUAUCACUUAAGCUUUUGAGUACUGGAGGACCAGAUUAAUUUAAAAAAAAAAGAUUGCGACUGUUUGACUGAAUGCAACAUGAUGGUACAUCCAAGCUGUGCUCGUAAGCUGCUGGGAAAGCCAGGCACCUGCAGACUGGGAUACUAGCAGGACUUUGUGCAUUGAGAGUCAUCGGGCCUGAUCCUGAUCCGCGGUGGAUUCUGACUGAGCUGUGUGUUCUGUGAUUAAAAUGGUUGUGGAAAGACGCAGUAGGCUGUAGAAACGUGUUUGCCGUAUGUACAAAUGUCAAAGUUAGGAAACGCUGAAAGAAUACGUCAUCCAGCCCUCUGUCUCCAUCCAGGCCGCCCCCACCCCCACCCCUUGCCUGCUGUGACCGAUUUUUGUAUGAAGAAACAAAAAAAAAUCUGCUUAUCAGAACCUGUGAAGGAUGGCACGCUCAUAAACCCCCACUGAGAUCAAGUAUAACUGUGUAGUGUUAAUUGUGUACUAUUCACCUUGUACAGCUGUAUUCCUACAAAUAUGGUUUACUGUAUCAUUGAUACUGUAGUUUCAAAGACGUGAACAACUAUUUUUAUGAAAUGCGACAGUACUGAUAUAUUACAUUUUGCUAAAAAACAAAACUUGUUUACUGAAAGAUAUUCUGAAAUACUGUCAAAUAAACUCUUGACAU
Molecule: messenger RNA, 7459 nt
Organism: Pundamilia nyererei
Lineage: Eukaryota; Metazoa; Chordata; Actinopteri; Cichliformes; Cichlidae
Gene: magi2b
Product: membrane associated guanylate kinase, WW and PDZ domain containing 2b
Exons: 23
Coding region: 372-5099 (1575 amino acids)
Biological process (GO): signal transduction; receptor clustering
Cellular component (GO): cell-cell junction; cytoplasm; dendrite
Molecular function (GO): type II activin receptor binding; SMAD binding; signaling receptor complex adaptor activity
Source: RefSeq, a predicted model, not a curated record